AUGCGUGCGCUGGCUGCGUUAGCCACGCUUGCUGCGUGUGUUGCGCACGCGCAUCCCCAAUCACGCGACGGACCACAUCCCAGCAUACAAUCAAACAUCUUUAUAAAAGAACCUAUAAACCGCUUGCUAACGUGUUCUCAAACACUUGGACCUACAAAAUGCCUGACCGCUCUUAGCGUUUGGCGCGCAAAAAGAGCAAUUGAAUCAUUUUCCCAGGGAUAUCCACUGAAUAGUACAACGGAAGCUGAAAAUUUUCCCUGGGAAGAAUACAACAACACCUCAAAUGAAGAAAUUUUUUCUCAGUUAUGUGAAGGAACUGAAAAAUUGCUACAAUAUCGGACAUUAAAUUUUACUAUAAUCCCAGGCUAUAAAUUGGAACUAAAAUCGAAACAGGAUGGAAAAAUUAGUGUUGAUUUCUAUAAAAGUGAAGUCACUACAGCCCGAGGGAAAUUGAAAAAGCAGUUUUACAACAUUGUGCCUCUUCUUCUCAUACCAGGGCUCAUAAUGUCUGCCAUCCUGCCGUUUGUUCUGCCUGCCAUGAAGCUUGCCACCGUUGCCAGCAUCAUGCUGAACAACAUGGCGUUGACUGGCGCCGUCUUCACGCUUCUCAGAGAUAACGCCUUCAACGACCAUUCUCGACCUAAAGUCAAAUAUAUAAAUGCUGGGUGGAAAAAUGAAGAAGAGUUAUAUCACAUCCAUGAAAAUCAUGGAUUGAGUGACCAUGAAGCAUACAGUGGUGGCCAUAUUGAAGCGGUAGAUCAUGACCAUGACGUCAAGGUUUUAGAAGAAUAUCCUCAAGUUCAGCACACAUUUUCGAAAAAUUGGCUAAAAGAUGGUGUCGAAUUAAAUAUACAAUACGAUCCUCAUAAAAGACGAGGAUAA
This is a messenger RNA of Amyelois transitella, 882 nucleotides long. RefSeq lists its product as uncharacterized. NCBI's taxonomy places the organism in Eukaryota, Metazoa, Arthropoda, Insecta, Lepidoptera, Pyralidae. The transcript is spliced from 2 exons. The record is from RefSeq and is a predicted model, not a curated record. Bases 1 to 882 code for a protein of 293 amino acids.